AUGGGAUGGUUGACAAGCAGUUCAAGGGAUUCCCUCACUGACACGAUGACGAACGUACAUAUCCCCAAUCCCUCAUCUAUACCUCAAUCCCCUGUUGCUCCUUCCUCCUCGCCUUCUUCCUGUAGAAUCGCGACACCAUCCUCUACCGCAAUCAACAAACCCAAGUUACUCAUCACCAUGGGGUCUUGUUUUUGGCGAAACGAAACUGGGCUCCUCCGGUGCACAUGCACCUCGGGGUCCUUCAUUUCUCACUUCGACGAGUUGACGGAUCAGACAGCAUGUGAUAAAUGCUCGCAUCCUAUGUCCCUUCACCUUGGCUACCCCACCCUCAAUCCUCCUAGUUCCAGCUUUCCACCAGCCCAGAUCUUUCAACCUAUAGGCAUUGGAUCUCACGUUGUUUCCCGAAAUAAGUUGGUCGACGAACUCAUUGCUCGAGUGAAAAGCUUCCACAUUAUCCGAGUUAACGGGACCCCUGCUUCAGGUAAAACGACUAUCAUGAAUCUGAUGGUUAAUAAAUUGUUCGAAUGUGACCCGGCGACUCCCAUAUACGUCCUGUCCGGUUGGAAGAUGGAAUCGGUUUGUAGUGCAAAUGGCUGGGCUGCGUAUCUCGAGAAACAAACUGGUAUUCAUGGCCGCUGUUGGCUGACACAUAGGGGGUAUCUCUUUCUCGACGAGGCCCAACAAUCUUUUUGGGACGACGAGUUAUGGGCCGACCUGUUCAAAGCCGUCGAACCAGCGUCCCAGGUGUACAUCGUUCUCUUCAUGUCUUACGGCUCUCCGACCAGGGGGUUUACCGGCUUCGAACAGGAGAAAUAUGUGAAGACGCCUAUGGUUUUCGGCGCUGAACAGCAGAUAUCGCUCAGACCAGAUGAGAAUGUGACGUGGCCUUGGAGACCUGUUGGUCUGCUGCUCGAUGCAGAUGAGGCUAAUGAGGUCGUAGAACGAUAUGCACAAACUAUCAUACCAAACUGUAGACCUAUUCUGACGCAAGACUUGAAGCAAGAAUUCUUCCGGAGCAGCAACGGACAUGUAGGGUUGAUUACAUCUCUCACGCAUGUUCUGAAUGGCGUACCCACGCUUCUGGCAUUGUGCGGAGUUGUCAACCUAUUGAUUGGUCAACAACAAGUAAGGCUCUCUUCAGCGAUCCCAUAA
Messenger RNA from Monascus purpureus, 1152 nucleotides. NCBI's taxonomy places the organism in Eukaryota, Fungi, Ascomycota, Eurotiomycetes, Eurotiales, Aspergillaceae. The record is from the annotation of a GenBank genome assembly.